AUGUUUCCCUUUUCAUUUUGGAUGUUCCCUAAUUGGAGUUGGUUCUGCAUUUUUCUGGCGCUAUUUCUCUUCCGCUACGUGCGGCUAUGGGUCAAUCUAGCGGCGAAUUGGUUCUACACGCCGAUACAGCCUGUCGACGAGCCGACCAUCACGUCCCAAGACAUGACCGUUAUCAUUCCGACCGUUGCCGAGGAUAUCCAGCAGCUGAAGGAGACGGUGCAAACCGCCUACCGCCUGGAGCCUUUCGAACUGCUUCUGGUGACGCCGGACUCCAGAGUCAAGCGUCUAUAUCAGAUGGUUGAAGAGCUGGGCUGCCCCAAGAAGAUCCAAGUGCUCUCCGUCAGCCAGGCGAACAAGCGCCGGCAGCUGUCUCGAGCGAUCCCAGAGGUCCAGACGAAGAUCACACUUCUCUUGGAUGAUGAUGUCUGGCUCCCCGAGAAGUUCACCAAAUGGAUCCUCGCCCCGUUCGAGGAUUCUCGCGUGGGCGGGGUGGGCACAAACCAGCAGCUUCGGCGGUGCAACCGCUCGAACAUCUGGGAGUUCCUGGGAGCAAUAUACCUGGUCCGGAGGAACUUCGACUGCACGGCCUGCAACUGGAUUGACGGUGGCUUGCCGUGUCUUUCUGGACGCGCCGUGGCAUAUCGGUCGGAGAUCCUGCAAGACCCCAAUUUCACCUACGGCUUCACGCACGAGACGUGGGGCAGCGACCACUUCCUGAAUGCCGACGACGACAACUUCAUCACCCGCUGGCUCUUCUCGCACGACUGGAAGAUUCAAUUGCAGAACCACCGCGAGUGCGAGGUGGAGACGACGCUGGAAGACGAUUCCAAGUAUCUGCGCCAAUGCCUGCGGUGGGUGCGCAGCAACUGGAGGAGUAACCUGACCAGCCUGAGCGAGCUGCAUAUGUGGUUAAACUACCCGUGGUCUCUGUACGCCGUGUUCCAGACGACGCUCACGCAAUGGGCCUUCCUGUACGACUGCCUGCUGGUCGCGUCCUUCUACUUCACACUGUCUGAGGCUGGGUACGCGGCCGUGCAGGACGAGAGUGCCGGCGCCGGGCGGUGGCAGCGUAAUGUCCUCUGGGCCCUCUUCCUCGGCCAUUGGCUGUUCUCGAAGACGAUCAAGCUAGUCCCGCAUUUGUUAAGAAACCCGGGCGACGUCCGCUUCGUGGCCGUGUCGGUCUUGUUUGGGUAUUUCCACAAUCUCAUCAAGCUGUACGGCUGCAUCACGGUGACAGAGACGACGUGGGGCACCCGAGAGGGAGCCGAUGCAGACGACAACAUCAGGAUGAUUCCAAUCCCCCCAAUGGCAGCGAUAACGCCGCCACUGACACCGCCGCCGCAGGGACGGAUGCUCCGCGAGCGCGGUGCGCUCAUGCCG
Molecule: messenger RNA, 1380 nt
Organism: Trematosphaeria pertusa
Lineage: Eukaryota; Fungi; Ascomycota; Dothideomycetes; Pleosporales; Trematosphaeriaceae
Product: glycosyltransferase family 2 protein
Exons: 4
Source: RefSeq, a predicted model, not a curated record